GAGAGUCUGUUGUUUAUGAUCUACACUCAAAGUACUUAGAUCAAAAUUAUUUUAAUGGUGUAAAAUUUAGUUGAAGAAACGUGAAAUGUGAGUGCAAUUGCUACGUCCUCCAUUUAUUGUUAUUUAUUACAAUAUCCAAGAAUAUUAUUUGAACAUCCAAGACGUAUGUAACAAUCGACAUUCUUUGUCGUCGCCAUUUUGUUUUUGUAAGAAAUAGUGGCCGUAACUAAGAUUUUCACACAAGAAUCUAUAAGGGGAAUAAGAACUUCUCACAGGAACGUAAUUGCCUGCAGGAAUACCUUGCAGUAGUUGGUUUAUUUGUUUAGCUGUUAAGGAUGUCUGGCAAUAAUGCUAAGGAGCCUCCACUGCAAACAAUGACUGGUUUACCUCCAAAUCAUAAUCCAUGGAUGUAUGGUGUUUUUCAUCAUCCAUAUAACAAUUACCAUGGUGGAAUGUAUGCACCUUAUUAUAAUCAAUAUUUUAAUCAUGCUGGUAAUAAUAAUGCCUAUAACCACCAUCAUCAAUACAACGAGUCUGAAUUUGGUAUGAAUCAAGCUUCAAAUCCACCACCUUUACUCAGAGCCCCACGCCCGGGCGUAAACCGCCCUUUCCCAAAUCAGAACCCUAUCAAGUUCAAUCUCAAUAAUGUAAGAAAAGCUGCUCCUUUAUCUCAGAGUGAAAAUCCUCUCUUGACAAACCCAACUGAGCCUAAAGUUAAACGGAAAAAGUUUGACAACGAAUAUGAAGAUAACACAAUUUCGCAGUCAAAUCUACCUCCUUUGCCUGAUUAUCCACCACCAUUGCCCCCUCUUCCUCCUCCAGAUCUUCCCAAACCUCCUCCACCUCCUAUUGAUGUUCCUCUGCCGCCCCCAAUGAAAGUUGAGAAUAUACCUGAACCUCCGGAAGAGCCAAAAGGUCUCCCGCUGGAGAAUACUUUUGUCAAACCAGAUACAUCAAGUGAAAGUUUUAAGACAGAAACAGUAUUUCCAUCUUCAACAGGAGCAUGGCCUGAAAGCUUGGAAAGAUAUAUCAAAAAGUGUUAUGAAAAGUGUAAGAGUAAGUUUGAUAGAGAUCAAGUUGAUAUAUGCUUAAAAGGACGAAUUACUGCUGCUGCAAAUAAAGAUGAAAUAUGGACUAGGAAUUGGGAUAUAGAACCAAUACCAAGUGUCCACAGUGAGCGUAAUAAUUUGUCUGUUAAACCAGUUCGGGGUGCAUUAAGCUUAUAUCAAAAGUGUGAAAAAUUUAAUGAAGUGAUUAAAAGUAGGUCUAACUUAGUUAAUCAUAGCUUUAGUGGAAUUAAAAAUAAUCAAAGGAAAAAAAAACUACGCUCGAGGAGCAGGUCAAAAUCUAGGAGUCCUAGAAAAAGGUUAAGUGCGUCAUCUUGUUCGAGUGAUGAAAUUGAAGAGAAAAAACCUCCAAAAGGUAAGGGGAGGCAAAAAGUUAAGGAUAGGUUGUCGUUAGUUUCAAAUAAAAAAUCAGAAAAAUUUAGCAAAAAUAAAAAGAAACAGUGUAAUCAGUUUGUUGUUGAAGAUGCUCAGGGUAAUGCUGAAAAACUUCAAAAAAGAGCUGAAAGAUUUGCAGGUUCAAGUAAUGUACCCUCCAUAGCAAGUUCACUACAAGUAAAUAGCAAAAGAGUAGAACUUACUUCUAAAAAAUCAAUAAUCCAAGACAAUGAAGGUGAUUAUGAAGUAAAUGAUAUGCACAUAGUGGGUACAUGUCUAGAUAUAGAAAAGUCAUUCUUGAGACUAACUAAAGCACCUGAAGCAUGUGAAGUUCGCCCUGUGUGCGUUUUAAAUAAGUCCCUCAAGAAUGUCAAAGAAAAAUGGAUAGAGCGCCAAGAUUAUAGAUAUGCUUGUGAUCAACUCAAAUCCAUCAGGCAAGAUCUAACUGUGCAAGGGGUAAGAGAUAGUUUCACUGUAGAAGUAUAUGAAACACAUGCUCGCAUUGCCUUGGAAAAAGGUGACCAUGAGGAAUUUAAUCAGUGUCAAACUCAACUUAAAAUGUUGUACAGUGAAUUGCCACACUGUAGAUCAAAUUUAGCAGAAUUUACAGCAUACAGGAUAUUGUACUACAUUUUUACAAAGAAUACAUUAGAUUUAACAACCAUAUUUCAGUUUCUAUCUAAAGAAGACAGGGAAAAUAAUUGUAUAAAACAUGCAUUACAAACUAGAUGUGCCUGGGCAACUGGAAACUUACACAAGUUUUGCUUACUCUACAAAACUGCCCCACUAAUGGCUGGAUACCUCAUGGACUGGUUUGUGGAGAGGGAGCGAAAACAAUACCUCAAAUACAUCAUAAAGUCCUACAGACAGACCGUUCCUGUGGAAUUCAUCGCUCGAGAGUUGGCAUUCGAGUCGAGUUCUAAGGCACUUGAAUUUUUAAACCAAUUUCCUCUAUCAUAUGCUGGUUGUAAUCGGACACAAAUAGAUUGCAAAACUAGCGCCACUGCUGUUACAAGUAUAUAACAUUUUCUGUUAGAUAGCAUAUUGCUUUGUGUAAUGACACAGCCGCAAGACAGAUACAACAUUGGAGUCGCCAUCUACGGGCCAUAUACUUCUUAUUUUAGUUUUAUCAGCUUCAUUAGGAGGUGGCACCAGAUGAUACAAGUACCAAACACACAAGUUACAACAACAUGAGAUGAAGCUUGGGACAUCAAGAUGCAAGAGUGGAAUUUGGAAGAAAUUCAGUUUUUAAACCAUAAAAUUAUGGUCCUCUUACACAUUUCAAAGGUUUUAUGUACUCUUUGUAUAUAAUUAGAUAUGUUUUCUAAGACUUAAUUUCUCAAAUAUUUUAAAAAUAAUCUAAUUUAUUGAUAGUAAAAUAAUUCAAAAUGCGCCUGAACAAGUAAUAAUAAAUGAUUUAUGUUUAUAAUGGGUUUUUUUUUAAAGAUAAAUUUCUAGACCUCAGAUGUAUUCAAAUGGCUACAAGAAAAGCUGUCUUGGAAUAUCGUACAUUUUUAAUGUCCGCUGUCAUGCCGUAUUUUUACUUCCAAUACGCCAUGUGUACAGACAGACAUGUUACGGGAGCCCAUAGACAUCUACAACUUAAAUGCCGUCACCUACCUUGAGAGCAAUUCUCCCAAUUUUUUCACCAUAGCCGCAAUGUUGAUGUCCCAUACUUUGGUCUUUGAUAAUUUUUUUACUACGAUAAUAUAAAUAUAACAUACGUGACUGUCGUAACUUCAUU
Molecule: messenger RNA, 3186 nt
Organism: Bombyx mandarina (wild silkworm)
Lineage: Eukaryota; Metazoa; Arthropoda; Insecta; Lepidoptera; Bombycidae
Product: leukocyte receptor cluster member 8
Cellular component (GO): nucleus
Source: RefSeq, a predicted model, not a curated record